AUGACAUCGCCUUCCAAGCUGAAGCAAACCUUUACUGCUGCAGACGAGGAGGAACAAACAGCUCCUCAAAUAAUGAGAUCACACACCGAACCGCCUCCAUCACCUACAGGUCGUGGUUUUGCCGGCCCAUCUUCAGCUGUUAACACGUUUGCAUUGUCCACAAGCCCUGCCCGAGAUCACCGAUCGUUUAAGAGUCCUGCUGCAUCGUCUUCCGACAACCUUUCAAGGCUGCCACCUCAACUUCUUCACUCGAUGCGCGAAGCCUGUUCAGUCCUCGACCGUAAUAAUACGGGCAGCAUCUCGCAAGCAGAUGUCAACGAGACACUUUCCUCGCUUGGGAUCUCUGAUCCCUCACAGUUCUUCCCACCUGGCUCUUCCCAGCAGCUCUCUUUGCCGCAAUUUCUCAACCAGCUGGCCAACAUUCUCGUUGAACUCUCACCACAACAGGAAUUGUUGAACGCCUUCUCUGCUUUUGACGAUGAUGAUAGCGGCCAAGUCGAUGUUGCUGAGCUGAAGGACGCCUUAUUACAUACCACACCCAAUCCCGGCGAUAGACCCUUGACCGAACGCGAUGUUGAAGCAGUCCUUGGCGCUAAUAGUGGGUUCACGGGUCGCAGAGUCUUCGCAAAGAAUGCUGUUGGAACAGUGGGCCAAAGGAGUCUGAAUAUAUUAGGUGGCGCCAAGAAGACAGGUGAUGUAUUCAGAUAUCAAGAAUUCGUUGGCAAUUUGACAGGUGGUGGGAGCGCCCAGGCUCAAAGCGCAGUGGAAGGGGUCAGAGCAGCAUGA
Messenger RNA from Endocarpon pusillum Z07020, 786 nucleotides. RefSeq lists its product as uncharacterized. The transcript has a single exon. Gene Ontology annotation, cellular component: cytoplasm; myosin II complex. Gene Ontology annotation, biological process: actomyosin structure organization; mitotic cytokinesis. Bases 1 to 786 code for a protein of 261 amino acids. The record is from RefSeq and is a predicted model, not a curated record. Gene Ontology annotation, molecular function: calcium ion binding; cytoskeletal motor regulator activity; myosin heavy chain binding. NCBI's taxonomy places the organism in Eukaryota, Fungi, Ascomycota, Eurotiomycetes, Verrucariales, Verrucariaceae.